Molecule: messenger RNA, 924 nt
Organism: Harmonia axyridis
Lineage: Eukaryota; Metazoa; Arthropoda; Insecta; Coleoptera; Coccinellidae
Product: protein FAM210B, mitochondrial-like
Exons: 3
Coding region: 173-730 (185 amino acids)
Cellular component (GO): mitochondrion
Source: RefSeq, a predicted model, not a curated record
ACUCUAUGCCUCAAUCCACACUGACAAAUAAAUAAAUAAUCAUUUGUAUAUCUAGAUUUGGAUUAAUCUCACACAAUAUUAAAUGAAUCAUAAUUGAAUACCCCUUAAUAGUUUUAUAAAUUCUGUUAUCGAUUUGCCAAAUUAGAUCUCGAUUAUUCAAAGAGACACCAUUAUGAUUCACAAUUUCCGUAUUUUGUGUUUAUCAACUAAUCGUAACCAAAUAAAUAUAAAUAAUUGGAGAAGGCUCCACCUCAUAUCGACUUCGAAGAAUACAAAUCUGUCAUCAUAUGACAAAGUUCUUAAUGGAAAUGCUUUUACUAAAUGUAGUUUUAUGUAUGCACCAAAACCAAACAAUUAUUCAUUGAUGCCGGUUCAAAAAUAUUUAUCUACUACUAAUGUUAUGAUGGAGAAAUCAGAAAUAAAGUUAUCCAAAAAAGAUCAACUUAAGAAAGCAAUCAAAGAAUAUGGUUCAACGGUUAUAGUAUUUCAUGUGACAAUAUCUUUGGCUUCUCUUGGAUUUUUCUACGUUUUAGUUUCUAGUGGUAUUGAUAUGCAACAAGUGAUGAAUUAUUUUGGGGUAAAUUAUAAAUUUGUUGAAAACGCAGGAACAUUUGUUACAGCAUAUGCAAUUCAUAAACUGUUUGCUCCUGUGAGAAUAAGUAUCACAUUAGGUGCAACUCCUUUUAUUGUUAGAUAUUUGAGGAAUAAAGGUAUUUUACGUAAAGUUUAGACAUUUUAAAAGUGAUAAGUUUGGUUUCAUUUUGGAUGGGUAUUUUUAUCAUAUUAUGGAAGUUUUUGUUAUAUUGAAACAUCAAUUAUUAUCAGUUCUGGAAGUGGUUAUAUUACUUGAUAAUUUCAAGUGAAAAUAUGAAUGCACAUGUUUUACCUUGUAUAUGUAUAAAUAAAGAAUUUUAUUUUUUUAUA